AUGAGAAAAGCUCUACUAGUUUCGAACCACAGAGGGGUUCUUCCUCAUGAGCAGCGUGCGCGGACGCGGCGACGUCGCGCAGCCUACUGGUUAGCGUUGGCGCCUGCAUCGCUGUUGAUGGUUGCGCUGCGGCGAGUCCAACGCGCCAUCUGCCGGAUACCACGCGCGUUUUACAUCACAACCAGGCUAAAGGAACAUAUACGUAGCGUGAAGAAGAUGGACAUCCAGGCAUCGGCUGUGGCUGAACAUGUUUGCGGCACGGAUGCGGCUCACUUCAUACGUUUUGAUAAGGUCUCCGUACUAGCGAGGGAGAAAUACUUCGUUCCGCGAAAAGUGCGAGAGGCCAUCGAGAUUAGCCGACGUCCGUGCUUCAACAGGGAUGGUGGCUGGGCAUUGCCACCCGCGUGGAAGCCGAGCUUGGAGACUACGUCGGUCCGAAGCGUAUCCAGUCUGGAGUGUGACACAGUAAGCGUCAUAUGUAACACAGACUUUGUGCCGGGCCCGGAAUCGAACCCACUACCCGCGCCACUGGUGAACGUACCGUGCGCCUCAACAUCGUCACACGCGCCGCCGCCGGAGAUGGCAGCAAACGCGCGUGGUAUCCGGCAGAUGGCGCGUUGGACUCGCCGCAGCGCAACCAUCAACAGCGAUGCAGGCGCCAACGCUAACCAGUAG
This is a messenger RNA of Spodoptera exigua (beet armyworm), 675 nucleotides long. NCBI's taxonomy places the organism in Eukaryota, Metazoa, Arthropoda, Insecta, Lepidoptera, Noctuidae. The record is from the annotation of a GenBank genome assembly.